AUGGAUAUCCCCCUAGACGAGCUUCAAUGGAAAUCUCCCGAGUGGAUCCAAGCGUUUGGGUUGCGGACGGAUAACGUGCUGGACUACUUCUCGGAAUCGCCCUUCUUCGACAAGACCUCUAACAACCAUGUUAUCAAGAUGCAGCGGCAGUUCUCGCAACUGCCCGUGGACGGCAUGCCACAGCCGCAGGGUCCCGGUGGGACCGCCCCAGACGGGUCGAAAUCGGCCACGCUGGGCGACUCGCAAGAGUUCUCGCACUUGGACCCGCUCCGCAGAGAGGUGCUGGGAAAGUACCCGCUGUACAUGACGAUGGAGCGGGAAUUGUGCAAGCUGCGGGGUGUUGAGUACGUCCUGGCGUGUGUGCGGGAGCCGGACUUCUGGGUGGUCAAGAAACAGCGGCGUUUAUCGCCGCGGCGGACGGAACCGAUGCAGGACUACUACAUCAUCGGCGCCAACGUGUACCAGUCCCCCAGCAUGUUCAAGAUACUCCAGAACCGGAUGAUGUCCGCUAGUUACCACCUGUCAAACACACUGAACGACCUGCAGAAACUGGUACACUUCCAACCUUCACAGGGAGUCCAAUUCAAGACGCAGAGCACCGCCACGGACGGGGCCGUCCAGGGAGCCACACAGGGGGCUGCUACAACGACACCCAUGCCGGGGACCGCACCAAACACGGCGCUCGGCCCUCUAUCGGCGGUCCCGACUACGGCAGCAGGGUCCGCCCAGACUGCGGGGAACACCUCGCCCUACGAGAACGGCACCCGCGAACUUAUCUCGAAGGAGAUGAUGGACAAGCUGAUGGCUACGAGCAUCAGGUCCCAACCGGAGUGCAUCCAGUAG
Molecule: messenger RNA, 843 nt
Organism: Huiozyma naganishii CBS 8797
Lineage: Eukaryota; Fungi; Ascomycota; Saccharomycetes; Saccharomycetales; Saccharomycetaceae
Gene: MED6
Product: mediator complex subunit MED6
Exons: 1
Coding region: 1-843 (280 amino acids)
Biological process (GO): regulation of transcription by RNA polymerase II
Cellular component (GO): core mediator complex; mediator complex
Molecular function (GO): transcription coactivator activity
Source: RefSeq, a predicted model, not a curated record